Molecule: messenger RNA, 4529 nt
Organism: Haplochromis burtoni (Burton's mouthbrooder)
Lineage: Eukaryota; Metazoa; Chordata; Actinopteri; Cichliformes; Cichlidae
Gene: pip4p2
Product: phosphatidylinositol-4,5-bisphosphate 4-phosphatase 2
Exons: 8
Coding region: 1531-2343 (270 amino acids)
Biological process (GO): phosphatidylinositol dephosphorylation
Cellular component (GO): late endosome membrane; phagocytic vesicle membrane; lysosomal membrane
Molecular function (GO): phosphatidylinositol-4,5-bisphosphate 4-phosphatase activity
Source: RefSeq, a predicted model, not a curated record
GCUGCUGUCGGGCCCCAACUCCGAGAAUGUGACCCCAACAGCUCCCCCGUACCUGCAGGAUUCAAGUCCCCGAGAAAGGUCUCCAGAGCUGCUGGUGUCUGAAUACCAGAUGUUCAGCUUGGCAUUCUAUCCCACAAACCACAAGUGAAGUCAUCGAGUCAAUACCCUUAAAGCAGGACUGUAUGUUGUGGUGUUGGUGGUGGUUGCAGCAGAGUCUUCUCGUCUUUCCUCUGGCUCCUCGUGAAAACCUAUAGCUGCUGUCUUCAGUGUCAGACGUGCAUUAAGACACACAAAGCAGCAAGAGGAGGAGAAACAGACCUGAGACUAAGUCGGGGUGGAUACUAACACGGCAGAAAUUUAGAUUUAAUCCUAAGGUGUUGUGGAAUAAUAAAAAAUAUUCUCCAUCUGGUCGCACUGUGUUACAUUUUAGAUUAACAAAGCGUAGUAGAGGAGGAUUCACUUAGCUUUGUUGUGUAAUAAGAGCCACUCUGCUGCCUGAAACUCAGUGGGAGUGUCCAGUCUUGGCAUGCUCGCGUCGUAGUCGUAGCCAGGUUCGCCCAAAUGUAGACGGGUGUCCCAUCUGUCCCUGUGGUGUCAACCGGUUCAGAGUCUCUAAAUGUCGGAGCCAAGCACGUUUACCCACCGACCCAUGCCAUUAUCUCAUUCAGGGCGAGAUAAGAUUCUAAUAAUUAGUCGAUUGUUAGAUUGGAUGGCUUCUUCGUGUCACUGAGUCGUCAGUCGGGUAAAUGAAGCCAAACAAAGAGACUGUAUAUUCUGAUAUAGCUGGUUAAUAUUUUUUGGAAAGAAGCUUGUCAUGAAUCCAGAAAGCAUGUUUGCGUCCUCACUUUUUCUCCGGUGCCUAAACAUAUUUAGCUUCCUGUCAUGGAGGGGGAGGAGCAGCAGCUCUACAUACCACAUCUGGAUGGAGGAAAUGUAUUUUGGCAUUUUAGUUUAGAAAAAUGUGAGACUGACAUCUGAACGAGUAUUUAAGUGUUGAUCGAUAUAAAUAUGAUUUCAACUUGCCAGAGCUUAAGAAUAUAGAUGGCGUAAUUACUGUAUACUCACAUUUUAUUUAAACCUCUGCUCCUGUUAAUUAAAAUUAAACUGAUAAAGGUAUUAUGGUUAAUUGUGUAACUACAGAUUUUAUUGGCUUUAGCUACGUUACAGACAAGCAGAAUUUUAAAUAUGCCACAAAGCCAUUGUAGUAAAGGCAGUGGCUGGUGCAAGCCUGGAGAUUAAAUGUUAAAACUCUGAAAUACAGACUAAAUACACGAGGUUAAUGUGGGAUUAAACAGUACAGAGGUCAUUAUGGUGGCCACUGUAGUCAGUUCACAGUAGGCCUUGCAGACAUAAAGAGAAAAUCUUGUCUGAAAAAUGGCAGCCAGUUUAAUUUGGCGACUUAUUCAACUAAUUCAACAGUGGAAAAUAAUCUUUAACAAAAACCUUCAAGUUUAGGUGGAAUUAUUCAGGUACUAUAAAUUAUUCUGUUUCCAAAGUACAAACUGGACACACAAAGCCAAUUUUUUGUUCAUGAAGCUGCUUUUCUCCAGAUGCAUGCCAUUAACAUCUGGCUGUGUGCUUUGCCUUCCUCUUCUCAAAGCCGAACUACCUCCUCCUUACACAGCCAUCGCCAGCCCCGAUGCCGGCGGUGUGCCUGUCAUCAACUGCCGCGUUUGCCAGUCGCUCAUCAACCUGGACGGAAAGCUGCAUCAGCACGUGGUCAAGUGCACUGUCUGCAAUGAAGCUACACCCAUUAAGAAUCCCCCUACAGGGAAGAAGUAUGUGCGGUGUCCCUGCAACUGCCUGCUCAUCUGUAAAGACACAUCCAGAAGGAUAGGAUGUCCUCGACCAAACUGCAGACGCAUCAUCAACCUGAGCCCAGUGAUGGUGAUCCCCGAGGAGCAACCCGCCCAGCCAGCGCUGCCCAUCCAACCCGAGGGAAUGAGAGUGGUCUGUGGCCACUGUGGCAACACCUUCCUAGGCAGUGAGGACGCCAGGACAUCACAGCCUAUGUCUGGUCUCCCCAGUGAUGGCUCUCCACCAGCACAACAACAGUGGAUGGAGCUUCGAUUUAACACGCUAGCCAAGUGUCCCCACUGCAAAAAAAUAUCCUCCGUUGGCAGUGCGCUCCCUAGGAGGCGCUGUUGUGCUUAUAUAACUAUAGGAAUGAUCUGCAUUUUCAUUGGAGUGGGUUUAACAGUUGGCACUCGGGACUUCGCCAGACGUUACAACGCCACCUACGUGUCCUGGGCAUUUGCCUAUCUGCUGGGCCUCAUCUGUCUGAUACGUGCCUGCUACUGGGGGGCUAUCAAAGUGAGCUACCCAGAGAAUAGCUUCGCCUAGAGUGAUCAGAACAUGUGCACGGCUGGAAGAACAAAACUUCACUUUUAGUUUUUUCAUCUUGCUCAGAUUUCAGUCAUGUUCGGCGAAGUGGAACAUCUGUAGAGUGAAUGGACAGGAGUUUGUUCAAGAAAGAGUAUGCUGGUGAUUUUUCUUCAUGUUCCGUUUGUGUCUGGAAUAUUUUUGACUUACUGAACAAACCUACUGCCUGUCAGUCAGUCCUGUACCGGUCCACUGAGACUCAAAUCCAGUCCAAGUCUCCUAAAAUCGUUCAAAGUACAGAAUUAAGAAAUUGAAAUGAUCUUUCUUGAUGAAUGCCUGAAUUAAUUGGUUCACAUGCUGAUUUUAGAAAUGAUAGUGCAAGAGACUGGCUGGGUUUAGGAUUUUAUUUUUUUUUAUCAGUUUUCUUUCCUUCAGCAGCCUGAAUGACGUGACUGCACCCACUUGAUUUUUCUCGUUACCGACCAGACCAAAUUGAAACAACCUAAGAACAGUUUUCCCAUUGCACUACAAUUAUAUGCAAUUGUGUUGUUUUGCUGCUAGUUAAUGUCCAGCUGCAGAAAGCUGCAUAUUCAUACUGCAUUGUAACCAUUUCUCAUGCCUGUGUACACUGACAUAGUAUUGCUAUAUGAUUUUAACUCCUGAAAAUGUUGAUUUUUGAGGAGAAAUUAUCCUUAAAUACCCAUGUGUGCCAACUUUUCUUCCAAGUGUUUAGUCAGGAAGAGUGUCAGAUCAAGAGGAGCUUGUUUUGUUUUUUUAAAAUCAUUUCUUUGUGCCAUGCAGCUUUUAACUCACUACAGCAAUAACCAGUUUGAGUUGUUAUGAAGCUUCCUGGUCCUCUGUCCCCAAGCUUUUCACUGUUACCUUCUCAAAAUGAUCCACCAAAACAAAACAUGGUGACUCACGUUUGCAUGCCAACUUUCUUUUCUCUUCCAGUUUUAGAGGUAGUUGAAGCCUAUGAUGUUCCUGUCUUUGCUCCUUCUGCCUGUGAGUUAGAAUGUAAACCCUCCUCCCUUUGCUUAUAUCGCUGCUCUUUGACCUCCAGUGAACUCUGUCUAGCUAGCAUUGCUAUACGCUAACUCAGCAUCCUAUCUCUUGACCUUGACCAGUGGGCACAGUUCAAACUCCUAACCUUGUUUUGAAUGUGAUUAUGACGAUGAAGCAGAAAAUACUAAGAAAUACUUUGUACAUAGUUCAAAUUCAGUACUUGGGUAAGUGAGUAUGUACGUAGCGUGAGCUAGAAGGUAAAGUUGGCUUUUUAAAAAUGAUAAUUUAUCAAUAAAAAAUAAAAAAACCUGCCUGUGCUGAUUUGUUUGUUGAGUGAGAUCAGAGUUUAAGGAUAAAAUAUUAGCCGCUCGUUGUGUGAUGAAGCAAAUAGAACCAAAUCAACAGCAAAAAGCAGUCUGCAAAGGUUUCUGUAGGAUUACCACACAGCUAUGCUGGUCCCUUUUUUCUAAUGCUAAACUAGUUUUGUUUUUCCUGGCAAGUCUGCAGCUGUUUUAUUUAUUGUUCAGUCUUUCAACAGUACUACCAAGAGAUCUUACUAAAAAUAGUCUUUGGCUCACCAGAAGUAAUUCAUGUUUCACUGGACUGAAUUCUGAUGCGUUUUUGCUAAUCUAACAAAUGCCCAGUUCAAUAAUGCAAGAAAGACAAGGAAAGCUGGAAAGAAAACAUAAAAUGAUUUUGCACCCUAAUUUAUGAGGUAGUCCGGCUUUGUGAUUUUGUCAUCAGAAGAAGAUUUGAGAAAACGAGACGAAAUAAGUGGUAGUUAAUUGUUUUAAGUCUAGCUGUAUUUUCCAGGUGAGUCUUCAGCCAGUUAACUGUUCAGUGUUUUUUUUUUUGCAGUAGCCGACCUACUAUAGUGAUGUGUAAUACCAAUUUUUUUGGCCAACGAUCUUAUUUGUGAGAUAAUUGCAUUAAACUGCUCUUAUUGACUUCAACAGUACAAUUAAUUGAAGGAUUCACAUUAGCAGAGGUGAGGCCUGACAGUCAUUAGCUACCUGUAUCAGAACACCUGGCAAUCAACACAUGACCCUUCUCAUUUCAUCUUUGUGACUGGUAAGAUAUAUGCUUCUUUUUAAAUUGAAAACGCAAUGAUGAAUCUAUUUAUUUUUAAAACCAGGUUAUCAAGAUUUACAACCUCCCCCCCCUUUUUAAUCAGAAUAGUACAGUGGCCCUGAGAGGCCAAA